AUGGCACCAUCAACACAAGCAUCCGCCGACGCCGCCCUCCCUGGCGACAUUCACCGCGACUACAGCGACGACAAGACUGCUUCAUCUGAAGAUACCCUUUAUUGCACCAGCAAUGGCGUUCCAAUGCCACACCCAUAUGAGGCUCAGCGAGUAGGAGAGAACGGUCCCCUCCUUCUGCAAGACUUCCACUUGAUCGACCUGCUCUCUCACUUCGACCGCGAGCGCAUUCCAGAGCGUGUUGUGCACGCCAAGGGUGGAGGGGCUCAUGGAUACUACGUCACCACGAAUCCAAUGGACGACCUGUGCCAGGCCGAUAUCUUCAAGGCCGGCAAGAAGUGUCCUAUUACUGUCCGAUUUUCCACUGUUGGAGGCGAGUCUGGAUCUCACGACUGUGCUCGCGAUCCACGAGGAUUCUCCGUAAAGUUCAGGACUGAGGAGGGUAACUGGGAUAUGGUGGCAAACAACACGCCGGUAUUCUUCUUGCGUGAUCCUGCCAAAUUCCCUCACUUCAUCCACACCCAGAAGCGUGACCCAUCAUCGCAUCUGACCCAUGCCGACGACUCGACCAUGUUCUGGGACUAUUUCAGCCAGAACCCAGAAUCCGUGCACCAGGUCCUCAUCCUCAUGGGUGAUCGUGGCAUUCCAGAUGGGUGGCGCAAGAUGCAUGGCUACUCUGGACACACCUUCAAGUUGGUCAACAAGAACGGCGAUUGGGUCUAUGGACAAAUGCACAUGAAGAGCAAGCAGGGCACUGGCUUCAUCACCCAAGCAGACUCUGCCAAUUACUCGCCCGACUAUGCUCAGAAAGAUCUCUACAAUGCUAUCGAGCGUGGCGACUACCCAGGCUGGGACGUCAUGUGGCAGAUCAUGACUGCCAAGGAAGCCGAAGAUCUCUGGGAGACCGAGAAGAUCAACGUCUUCGAUCUUACACAUGUCUGGCCCCAGAAGAAGUUCCCCCUCCGAAAGGUGGGAGAGUUCUACCUGAACGAGAACGUCAAGAACUAUUUCGCAGAGAUUGAGCAGAUCGCUUUCAACCCAAGCCAUCUGCCACCAGGCAUUGAGCCAUCUGCCGACCCAGUCCUGCAGUCUAGACUGUUCUCAUACCCAGACACUCACCGUCACCGUGUUGGUGUCAACUACCAGCAGUUACCAGUCAACCAGCCACGCGUGCCAUACCGCAUUGCGAACUUCCAGCGAGAUGGCACCAUGUCUUUCUACAACCAAGGCUCACGCCCAGCAUACCUCAGCUCCAUCUCGCCCGUCAACUUCCGAGAGCGAAGCGUUGACCUUGACAAGACACAUGGUCACUUCCAGGGUAACGCUAUUACUUUCCUCUCCGAGAUCCGUCCCGAGGACUUCAACGCUCCUCGCGCACUAUGGGAGAAGGUCUUCGACGAUGGUGCCAAGGCACGCUUCAUCGAGAAUGUAUCCGGACACAUGCAAAAUUGCCACAAAGAAGAGAUCAUCAAGCGACAAAUUUCCAUCUUCCGUGAGGUUUCUGACGACCUUGCCAGCCGCCUCGAGAAGGCCACAGGCGUGAAGGGUUACGAUGGCAUUUCCGGCUUGCAGUUCAACGGCACCCACAACGGAAUGGCAAAGGACGCCAAGCUCCGCGUUGCGAAUGGAAUGUCUGCGAAUGGUGUUAGCCCGUCUGUGGGUAAUAAUGGUGCUCCAACUCACGGAACACACCGCGAGAUUAAUGGCAUUCAGGCAAAGGUUCAUUGA
Messenger RNA from Pseudocercospora fijiensis CIRAD86, 1725 nucleotides. RefSeq lists its product as uncharacterized. Bases 1 to 1725 code for a protein of 574 amino acids. Gene Ontology annotation, cellular component: mitochondrion; peroxisome; cytoplasm. Gene Ontology annotation, molecular function: catalase activity; heme binding. The record is from RefSeq and is a predicted model, not a curated record. The transcript has a single exon. NCBI's taxonomy places the organism in Eukaryota, Fungi, Ascomycota, Dothideomycetes, Mycosphaerellales, Mycosphaerellaceae. Gene Ontology annotation, biological process: response to hydrogen peroxide; hydrogen peroxide catabolic process.